AUGGAUCCUUACAAGAAUCGUCCAUCAAGUGCUUAUAAUUCACCUUUCUGGACAACCAAUUCUGGAGCUCCGGUUUGGAACAAUAACUCGUCGUUGACAGUCGGAAUUAGAGGCCCAAUUCUCCUUGAAGAUUACCAUUUGGUGGAGAAACUUGCUAAUUUUGAUCGUGAGAGGAUCCCAGAACGUGUUGUCCAUGCUAGAGGUGCCAGUGCCAAGGGUUUUUUUGAGGUCACUCAUGAUAUUUCUCAACUUACCUGUGCUGAUUUCCUUCGAGCUCCUGGAGUUCAGACACCUGUUAUUGUUCGAUUCUCCACUGUCAUCCAUGAGCGUGGAAGCCCUGAAACUCUUAGGGACCCCAGAGGCUUCGCAGUUAAAUUUUACACCAGAGAGGGAAAUUUUGAUUUGGUGGGAAACAACUUUCCAGUCUUUUUCGUUCGAGAUGGAAUGAAAUUCCCAGAUAUGGUUCAUGCCUUGAAACCUAAUCCAAAGUCCCACAUUCAAGAGAACUGGAGAAUCCUUGACUUCUUUUCCCACCAUCCAGAGAGUCUGCACAUGUUCACAUUCCUGUUUGACGAUUUGGGUGUUCCACAAGAUUACAGGCACAUGGAAGGCUCUGGUGUCAACACCUAUACUCUAAUUAACAAGGACGGGAAAGCACAUUAUGUGAAGUUUCACUGGAAGCCAACUUGUGGAGUUAAGUGUCUAUUGGAAGAAGAAUGCAUUAAGGUUGGAGGAGCCAAUCACAGCCAUGCCACCCAGGAUCUCUACAAUUCAAUUGCAGCUGGCAACUAUCCGGAGUGGAAACUUUUUAUUCAGAUAAUGGAUCCUGAUCAUGAGGAUAGAUUCGACUUUGAUCCGCUUGACGUAACCAAGACCUGGCCUGAGGACAUCUUGCCCCUACAGCCAGUAGGCCAUUUGGUUUUGAAUAAGAACAUUGAUAACUUCUUUGCAGAGAAUGAGCAGCUUGCAUUUUGCCCUGCUAUUAUUGUCCCUGGAGUUUACUAUUCGGAUGAUAAACUGCUCCAGACACGUAUAUUUUCGUAUGCCGAUACUCAGAGACACCGUCUUGGUCCAAACUAUCUUCAGCUCCCAGUUAAUGCUCCCAAGUGCGCUCAUCACAACAAUCACCAUGACGGUUUCAUGAACUUCAUGCACAGGGAUGAAGAGGUCAAUUAUUUCCCAUCAAGGUUUGAUCCUUGUCGUCAUGCUGAGAGGCAUCCCAUUCCCCCUCCUGUGUUGUCAGGGAAGCGUGACAGGUGCAUCAUUGAGAAAGAGAACAACUUCAAGCAACCAGGAGAGAGAUAUCGUUCAUGGGAUUCAGACAGACAAGAGAGAUUUCUCUGCCGAUGGAUUGAGGCUUUAUCUGAUCCCCGUGUCACCCAUGAGAUCCGCAGUAUUUGGAUAUCAUACUGGUCUCAGGCUGACAAGUCUCUUGGUCAGAAGCUCGCCUCUCGUCUCAACGUUAAGCCGACAAUGUGA
Molecule: messenger RNA, 1479 nt
Organism: Fraxinus pennsylvanica
Lineage: Eukaryota; Viridiplantae; Streptophyta; Magnoliopsida; Lamiales; Oleaceae
Source: the annotation of a GenBank genome assembly